Molecule: messenger RNA, 13989 nt
Organism: Balearica regulorum gibbericeps (East African grey crowned-crane)
Lineage: Eukaryota; Metazoa; Chordata; Aves; Gruiformes; Gruidae
Source: RefSeq, a predicted model, not a curated record
GAAACUAUGUGGAAAUGGGGUAGUGGAGAUGAUUCUCCUUCCAAAACAGCAGCCGCAGGCUCGCAAGAUGCAAGAAGCAUGUCGGUGACAGAUUUGACUGAACAGCUGACAAGCACUGAACAGCUGGUAACACAGCUAAAGGAGCUUGUCAGGGAGAAGGAUGCCGAGCUUCGAAAUAAAGAUCUUCAGUUAAAGGAGGAGAAGGAAUCUGCUGAUGCCAAACUUUCCAAGUUGAAGCUGCAAAACAAAGCCAAGGUUGCAUCAUUAACCUCACAAUUGGAAGAACUUAAGAAACAGUUAUCAGCAUCAGGAGGCUUAGAGGCAAAAGCAGAACAAAAAAAGGCAUCAAAAGAUGGUGACCAGGAAAAUGCUGCGGCAAAUCGUGGGAAAAUAUUGGUGCUGAGAAGGAGAAUUGAGGAACUAGAAUCCCAGAUCGCACAAAAAAAUGAAGAGUUACAAAAAAAGAGUGUUGAACUGGAGGCCCAGCAGUGUCGUGGGGCUGAAAUGGAUGCCAUGCUGGCAGAGAAAGAAAAGAAGUUAGCUGAAAGAGAUGCUUAUAUCAUCGAUUUACAAAUAGCGUGUGGAUCAAGUGCUGUGGCCAGUGAAAUGCUCUUGCCCAAUGAAGAUUUGAAGAAUCAGCUGGCUGUUAAAGAGUCAUCGCUACAAAGCAUGCAGAUUCUAGUUCAGAACCUUACCAAAAAAGUUGGAGACAGUGAAGAAAAAUGUAGCUUGUUCCAGGAACAGAUUGAGAGUCUUAAAAGUAUUCAGAGCAAGGAAAGAGAGCAUUUCCAAGGAAAAGAAGCUACAUAUAUGGAAAAUGUACGUGUGUUUCAAAAUAUUAUCCAGGAAAAGGAAAAGGAACUGGAAGCGCAGAGAGAAAAGCAUGAGCAGGAGCUCUUUAAAUUAGCUGCUAAAUCUGAUGCGAGUGCUGACCUAGAACAGCUAUUAAAGGCCUUGAAACAGAAGCUCCAUGAAAAGGAAGAAGUCAUGUUGGGAAGGACACAGGUGAUAGAUGUCUUGCAAAAAGAACUGGAUGCCAAGGACCAACAAUUGAAAGAGAAUAAUGAAAACCUGAAACGUCUUCUGUCUGAAAAAGAAAACCUCCAGUCUAAACUGGAUGCUGAGAAACAUGUAAUGAGAGCCCAGUUAAGAGACAUGAUGGAGAAACAUGAGCUUGAAAUGACAAAAGUUAGGGAGAAAUACAAUGCUGAACUGCAUGAAAUUCAAGAGAAACAUGAAACCGAGCUGCAAGAGAAAGAUCAGGCCCUGUUUCAGCUUAAGAAACAAGUGGCAGAGUUAAGUAGUAGUGGACAGACUAACUCAAAAGAAGUUAGAGAUCUGGAGUCUAUAGCCAGAGAGAAGGUGGAAGACUUAGAAGUGAAAAUGAAAACGGAAGAGUUUUCAUCAAAGAAUAGUGAUGUAUCUGCCUUAAACAAUCGUGUCUCAGAAUUAGAAAUUGAAAAUGAAGAACUACAGUCAAAACUGCAAUCGUUACAUGAAAUCAGAACUCAAAAUGAAGAAUUGCUGACUAAGCUGGAAGUCUAUGAAGAGCAGCAAAGGAAGUUGCAAGCUGAUCUUGACCAAGUUACAAAGAGGGCAGCUUCACAGGCCAGCGAAUCAGGUAGUGUGGAUGAAUUGCAGAGUCAGCUUUUGGAGUGGCAAGAAAAUGUACCAGAGUCAGAGGAGUCCCACGAUCAAGUCAGAGAAGAGAAAUCUGCUAUGGCCUUGAGAAUGGCUCAGAUUGAGGAGGAGAGAGAAGCCAUGGUCUCAGGGCAACAGGAGCUGGAGGAGGAACUGGCCACAGUUCAAGGAGUGGGCAGGCUGCAGCAGGCGAGAAGAAAAAGCAAUCAGACCAGCAGGAAGCUUCAGGAGGAAUACAGUUUUGAUAGAAAACAAGGCUUUCAAGAAUUGAACGUCACCUUGGAUAGCACUGAUUCAGCUGAAGGAGAAAAUAUGGGAGGUUUACGGAGUGUGGUCGAAGAGUUGGAAUUGGAAAGAAAUCAACUGCAGGAACAAAUUCUUUUCUUAGAAGAGCGUUGUCAGGAUUUGGAAGAUAGAUUGCAGCUUCAAGGAAGAAUGGAGGCUCUUCAGAAUGAAAAUGAACGUUUGCAAACUCAACUCACCCAAUUACGCAACCAACAAUUGCGAGAUGCAGAAAAGCAUCAAAUCCUGAUCUCUAGCUUGAAUGAGCAACUUAAAGGAUUAAGUGACAGAAAUAGCUUCCUUGAAACUUCACUUGGAGAAAAAGAACAAAAACUGUUGAGCAUGACAGAAAAACUAGAACAAAUUGGAAGUUUGAGGAAACUGCUUCAAGAAAAGGAUAUUCUGAACAAAGAGCUUGGUGAAAAGUUUGUGCAUGCUGAGCAAAAACUGAAUGAAGCCUUAAAGAAAUGCAGUGUUUAUGAAGUGGAGAACACUGAGCAGAAAACAGUCAUCAGUGAUCUAACAGAAAAAGUCGCUACACUGAAGGAAAAGACUUUGAAACAAGAUGGCGUGGUAGAGUCGAUGCAGCUGGAUCUGGACCAGACAAAUGAAGAGCUUGACAAAUUGAAUACAAGCCAUUUAGAGGAAAGAUCUCAACUUAUUCAAGAUCUCCAGAAGUGUGAAAGAGAGAUUGAUAAUCUUAAAGAAGCACUGGCAGAAAAAGACAGGGAGAUGUCUGCCCUGUCUUUGAAUAUGACAGAAUAUUCUGAACAGGUUAUCAUCCUGAAGUGUCAAGUGCAGUGCAAAGAGGAAGAAAUACGAGGGAUGGAAGAGGCUUUAUCAAAGGCUGAAAGGGAAACGCAUUUACUGAAAGAAGUACAAACAGCUGAUGUAAGAGAUGCAAGCAUGAAGAUAUCUGCCCUUUCUGAGCAAAGUAAUGCAAUGAGACUAGAGCUAGAAAGAGUUAGAGUUGAGAAUGAAACUAAAACCAAAGAAAAUGAGGAAUUAAUAAGACAAAGCAGUGAGAACAGCAUUACAAUUAAGGAUCUCCGUGCUGAAAUCAAAGCCAAUAAUGUUGCAUACCAUAACAAACUUGCAGAGUGUGAGUCACAAAUUACUUUGCUGAAAGAACAAAUUAGUAAAUCAUCUGAAAAGCUACAAGAAAAUGAGGAUAAACUAAGAAAAGAAACUGAAUAUUUGAAAUCUCAGCUUGAGGAAAACAAUACUUUAAAGGAGAAAUGGAAUGAUUUGCUUAAAGAGAAAGAGAGUAAAGCACAGACACUUGAAAAUGAGUUAAAAUCAAUUAAAGAUUCAUACAACAAACUUGUUUUGGAAAAUGCUAAAAAAGAUGAAGAGUUGGCUGAGUUAUCUAGGAAGCUUAUGGAACGUACUGAACAUCAAGAAACAAUUAAAAAAGAAUUACAGGAGAAACAAGAGUUUGUUAUUUCAUUAGAGCAGAAGCUUGAGGUUUUGGAGCAGCAAAAUGAAGAGACUAAACUUAAAUUAACUGGAGAUCUGAAAGCCAAAGAGACAUGUUGCAAAGAACUUAAUAACCAGUUAAAUGAAAUAAAUAAACAAAUGAACAAGAUGGAAAUAGAGACACAGGAGAAACUGAAGGAUACUAGAGACAAAGAAAUAAAGAAAGAAGAAAUGUUAAAUAAUAAGUUAUCUGAAUGCAGUAGCCUAAUCCAAGAACUCAACCAUAGUAAGGAAGAGAAUUUACUACUGCAGGAACAAAUUCAAAUCCUAACUUUGGAUUUUGAAACUGCGAACAGAUCUCUAGAGGAGAAAAUCCUUCAAAAUGAUUCAUUACAUAAGGAAAUGGAAGAGAGUAAGCUUUGUAUUGUAGAGUUGCAGGAUGAAAUUAAAAAUCUUAAAGAUGAAAAAACAAAGUUGUCUCAGUUGGUAGAAGAAAGAGACCUGGCUGCAAAAUGUCAGGGUUCAGAACUUGAGAAGUUUCAUAGGCAAAUUUCUGAAAAAAUGGAAGAAAAUACGAUGUUAAAUAAUCAGCUCCAGCUUUUAAGCAAAGAAGUGAGUGUGCUUAAGCAUGAAAAGGAGGACUUUUCAAGCUUACUGAGUGAGAAGUCCCAUGAAUGUGAAGUUCUUCAGUCACAGGUGGUACAGCAACAGUCUGAAAUUACUUCAGCAAUGCAACAAGCACAUGCAGCAACUCUAGAAAACGAAAAAUUGAAAGUAGACAUUGAAACAGUUAAUGUUAUGGAGGCUUUGAUUCAGCAAAUGAAAGAUAGUAAAAUGGCAGGAGAGGGGCAAUAUAUGCAAAUCAUUUCAGAUCUGCAAGACCAAAUACAAGCCCUAGGUUUUGAAAGCAGCCAGCUUAGACACGCAAUGCAGGAAAAAGAAAAUGAAUUUAAGAGGCAAACCCAAGAAUUAAAGUUAUUAAAAGAUAAAUCUGAAGAGUCUGAUGUACUUAGGGUUCAACUGUCUGAGAAUAUGGAGGUUAUUUCUGACCUUCAAUAUCAGCUUAGAAAUGUGACAGAAAAAUCAUCCCAGUUGAAUGAUUCAAUUAUACAGAAGGAUGAAUCUUUAAAACAAAAGUUAGAUGAAUACAUCAGUUUAAAAGCACAGCUUUCUGAGGUACAGGAGUCUUCUGUUUUGCAGCAGAAACAGUUAGAGCUUUUAGCCUCUGCAGCAGAACAAUUAAAAGUACUUGUUUCAGAAAAAGAAUCAACCAUCAAUAAUGUUUCAUUAUUCAGUGAGAAUUUAAAGGCACAACUUCAUGAGAAAGAGACUGAAUGUGAGGUCUUAAAGAAACAAGUGGUAGAGCUGGAGGAAGUGAAAGUGAAUUUACAAAAGGAAAUACAACAUCAGAAGAAUGUAGUAAUUGAGAUGGAGCAGUCCUUAUCAGAAAAGGAAUCAUCUCUUUCAGAAAAUAAGAGUCUCCUCAAAACUCUGAAGGAGAAAGCAAGGAAAGAUGAAGAGAAGACAAAUUUAAUUCCUCAGCUCCAAAGUCAGGUACAUGAACUAACGCAAGAACUACAGAAGUCUAAAGAAUUAGUCCAUGAGAAAGAAAAUGCCUUUUUAUCUCUUCAGGAGAAAAUUGAAGCACAGUAUGAACUAAAAACUGAGGUGAAUGCAGCUCUUGGCCAAAAAGAAGUAGUUAUUGCUGGACUGCUUAAUUCUUUAAAGGAGAAAGAUGCCAGUAUACAAUUGGCAGAUAACAAUGUUAAUGCUCUUUCUAGUGAGAUUGAGGUUCUCAGAGAAAAAUUAGAGGAAAGUGGUACAGCCAUGAAAAAUCUUAAUAAGGAAUUUCAGGAAAAGAACGAGAAGCUUGAUAUUAAUCAGAAGACAGUGGAUUCUUUGACAACUGAACUUGACUGUCUAAAAAAUGAAUACCAAAAAGCACUCAACCAAAUAAGUACAUGGAAAGAAGAACUACAGCAAAAAGAACUGGCUGUGGAGUCUCUCCGUGUGAAGUGCACUGAACAGGCAGAUAACAUAGCAUGUUUGAAGUUAGAGUUGAACAAUGUAAAUUCCAAAUCGUCUCAAGACUGCCGUGACAAUGCGCUUUUAAUAGGUAGUCUGCAGUGUCAGGUAGAGUCUUUACAGAAAGAAAAACUUCUGUUACAAGAAGAUGCUGAUAAACUGAUGGCUGAAAACAUGCAACUUGCUGCAUCUCAAAAUAAUCUGCAAAAGAAUUUGGAAGAGCUCCGAGAAAUCAAUGAAAAACUAGAAACCAGUGAGAAUUAUUCAAGAAUGCAGAUAGAUGCUGUCAAACUGCAGAUGAAGACUGAAAAAGAGAAGUUACAGAUGCAGGUUAGUGUGAAGGGUGAAGAACUUUCUAAAUUAGAACUUAAAUUUGAAACUCUAGAACAAAGACUACUUGAGUCAGAAAACAAAUGGGUGACGGAACUUGAUAGGGCAACUUUACAAAAUAGUAAUCUUACUGAGCAAUUGAGCAGUUUAGAAAGUGAAAUUAAAUCAAAGGAUAGUAAAAUCCAGUCUUUGCAGCAAGAGCUGGAUCUUGUAAAAGAGGAAUUAACUCAAAGCUUAUCUCCAUUGCUUAGUAGUAGGCUUUUAUGUAAAGAAAAGAAGGCACAGACUUCAGAUUCUGAAAUGCAUCUAACUGAUAGUAAAAUUCAGUUGGAAAAAUUCUCCGCUCUAAUAACUGCUAUCUUGAGCAAAGAAACAGAAGGUGAACAAUUGCAACUGGUGCUUUUAGAAAAACAGAAAGAAAUAGACACUAUGAAAGAUGAAUUAAAAAGUAUGCGGUCACUUGAGAAGCAGAAGGAGUUGCUGCAGAAUGAUAUUGAAAAGAUGAAGGGUAAAUACAAAUCUGAAAUUGAAUGUCUGUCAGAAGAAAUGGCCACAGUCAAGGAAACGUUGUGUGAACAACAGUCUCUCUUGCAAGAAAGGGAAGAGUCUUUUGCAGAAAUAAAUAAGCAGGUUGAAUUUCUUCAAGAUAAGAUAAAUGUAUCAGAAGAAAUAGUAAGAACCAGUCAAGAAAAAUUGCAUGUUGAAGGGAAAAAAGUAGCAAGUCUCCUUGAAGAAAUCGUAAAAAAAGAUCAACUCAUAGAAAACUUAACUUCCCAGGUUACUCAGCAGAAGGAUUUAAUAUUUAGUCUAAGCCAGCAACUGAAGGAAAAGGACUGUUCUGUUGCCCAGAUCAUGGAAUCAUUGUCUAAUGAAAUGCUGAAUUUUUCUGAAGAGAGAAAUACGUUAAAUACCAAACUGCAAGAGCUUGAAGCUGCUCAUAAUAGUUCUGUAGGAGAGCUAAACCAAGUAUUGCAGGAACUUGAGGACUGUAAGAAAGAACUGGAACACAGUCAGGUUACAUUAAGCAAUAGAGAAGCUGUGUUUAAAGAUUUGAUGAACGAAAAAGAGGAGAUGCAGUUUAAUCUUGAGAAAAUGGGCAAGGAAAAAGAGAAUCUGAAAAAGAAACUUCAAGCAGCAUUGAUAAUAAGGAGAGAUCUAAUGCAAAAAGUUGGAAAACUAGAAAAGAAUGGACAGGAAGAAGUAGAAAAAGAGCAAAAAAAAGCAGAGGAGUUGUUGAAGAAAGUUGAUGAGUUAACAGACAAGCUGAAACUAGUUGAAGUACAAAAUAAAGAUUUUGAGUCUCAUCUUGGAACUUUGAAGCAACAGCUUUCAGAAAAAGAUGCCAAAAUAAGUGAUUUGACUGAAAUUUUGUCUGCAAAAGCCUCUCAUUUGGAGGAACUUCAGGACAGUAUUGCUGAACUAAAUGUUGUCAUUGCUGAAAAACAAAAUAUAUGUGAGCAGAACCUAAAAUCUUUAGAGGAAAAGAACUGCCUGCUUGCUCGUAUGCAAUCUAUGCUCGAUGAAAAAGCAAGUGCGUAUGAAGAGGAACGUUCUCAGCUGCUCUUAGCUCUUGAAAAGGUGAAAUCUGAAGUUAAGAAGGAGGAAGAAUUGUUGAAAAAUUCCAGUUCAGAAGAGCCUGAUUUAAGUGCUGGGGACAGGAAGAAGUGUCUGGACUCCAACACUGACAUUAAUGUCGUGAAUCAGUUAAAAAAAGAAAAAGAAGCCUUAGAGAGGGAGCUUUUGCUCAGCAAAGAAGAUAAGAAAAAAUUUCAGAAAGAAAGGGAAGAACACAGUAAACUUGCAGCAGAUUUUGAUGAACAAAAAAACCACCCUGAGAAUCUCAAACAAGAACAUAAAGCACUCUGCGAAGCAGUGCUGGGAGAAGCAGCAGAUGACCUAAGGAAUUUGGAAUCGGACAAACCAAGAAGCAAGGUUCAGGUUGCGUCCUUAAAAGAGUCAGAAAACAUGAUCACUUCAGUGGCAAGUAAAGAUGCUGAAUUAAAAGAACUAAGAAGUAGUUAUGCAAAACUUCAAGAGGAAACAGAAAUGUUAAAGAAAGAGUUGAGAAAAAUAGCUGUUGAAUUUGGUGACGAAAGAGAAGAAACGGUCAACUUAAACUUGAGACAGCAGGAGCAGUGUAAGGGCAGCUUGUUGGAGGACAUAAAGCAGCUACAGAAAAAGCUGGAAGCAUAUAAGGCUGAAGCUAUAAACAUUAAGACAGCGCUUGAACAUGUGAAUAAUGAGAAAGAAGCCCUUAUUAAAAAAAGUGAAGAGGAUUACAAGGUGAGCCAGGAGAAACUGCAGAGGUUGAGAAUUGAAGCUAAGGAGGAGGUUGCAGAAAAGAACGAGGAGAUAGAAGCAUUGCGUUGUUCAUUUAUGGAUUUCAAAGAGAAGUUUAAUUUGGAAAAGGAAUUAUUAAACAAAGCUAUAAAGGAGGGCCAAGACGAAACCCACCAUUACAAAGCAGCAUUUGAAGAAAUGAAGAGUGAGAAAGAGAAACUUCUCAGUUGUUUAGAAAAGUCCAAUUUGGAAUUAAUUAAUAUGAAAAAGGAGGCUGAGAUGAGUAGACCUGUGGUGUCGUGCAAAGAGCUUAAGGAAGAAAAUGUCACUGAAAAGGAAUUGGGGGAGUUUUGUGUGGAAAGUAAUUCCCUUCAAGGGAAGUUACAAGGUAAAGGUACCUGUUUUCAACUAGCAGAGACUGAGUACUCUGGGAAAACCAAACUGAGAGAAGCAACAGAAUACCAAAUCCAGAAACAAGAGCCCCUGGCAAAAGCUGCAAAUGUAAAUGAUUCUAAACCACAAGAGCAAAGAACUAUAGCAGAAGAGAAAUCCAGAGAGCGCCUUCAAAGAAAAUUACAAGCGGCUUUAAUAUCACGUAAAGAAGCCCUGAGAGAAAAUAAAUGUCUAAAAGACCAGAUUGAUAAGCUGAUGUUGGAAAGAGAAGAACUGAUGAACAAGACAGGUAUGCUUGAACACUUGUUAGAGCUUGGUAGAGAAAAACAAAGUUCAAGUACAGUUUCUCCAUUGUCUGAAGAGGAGAGCCUUGUUUCUGAAAAUGCUAGACUGUUGACUGAAAAUGAAAACCUCACCGCAGCAUGUGAAAGUCUUAAAUCCACCAUGGAGACUAUAGUUCAGGAAAAAGAGGCCUUUUCUUUCCAACUAAAUACCUUAAAAGAUUCUCAGACAGUUGAAUUAACAGGAUGGAAGGCUAAGCAUAGUGAAUUAAAGCAGGAGUAUGAAUCACUUCUUCAGGCUUAUGAGAAUAUCAGUAGUAAAAUAGCAGAUAUGAGGCAAGUUAUUGAUCUCGCUAGAAAAGAGAAGCAAGAGGCUAUUCAAAGACUCAGGGAAGGAGAAUCUGAGAAGGAGGAUCUUGAGAAGCGUUUACAAAACCUCAUUGAUGAAAAUGAGGUUAUUAAGAAUCAACUGAAACAACUCAGUGAAUCCAAGAAAAUGGAAGUUGAUGAAUUACAAAGUAAAGCAGAAAGGCAGAUCCGUGAGCAAGAGGCAAGGAUGCAAGAACACCAGGAUCGUCUUUGUGAACUCACUGAUCAGAAUCAUCAGCUAAUGGAGGAAAAUGAGCAGUUGAAACAAACUUCUGAAAAUUUAAAGCAGGCUUUAGAGAAAAUUCAGAAUGAAAACGAAAUCCUUCAUAAUAACAUCACUGUAACUAAAGCAGCUUUGGGGGAGCUCCAAGUUCAAAUGGAAGUGUACCAAAAUGAUAUGCAAUCUAAAAUCAGUGAUGCAUUAUAUGAGAAUGAAUCAAUGUUAAAGGACAUUAAUGCGUUAAAGGAUAAACUCUCUGAAAAAGAGCAAGAUGUGCUUGUCCUAGAACAGGAAAGAAAAUUAAUUUCAGAAAAAGCAAAAGAAACUGAAAAAUCUUUGGACCAUAAAAAUCAUUGUCUAACAAAGCUGGAUGUGGAAUGUAAAAGUCUUACACAAGAAAUUGUUAGUCUAAAUGAAAAAGUUAAGAUUUUAGAGGAUGAUAAAUGUCUGUUACAGGAAGAAUUAGAAAACGUACAAGAAAGUUCUUACAAAGUAAAGAAUGAGAGAGAAUUUCUUGAGACAGAAUUGCUUAAUCAUGUUAAAAAAGUUGAUCAUCUUACUGAUAGAAUGAAAUCAGCACAGGUGCAGAAUAACUUGCUGUUACAGCAACUGGAGGAAUUAAAGGCAGAAAAAUGUAAUAUGAUUAGAGAAAAAGAACAACAGCAGUUACACCUUGUAAAAGUGUUUGAGGAGAAGGUGAAAAGUGCUCAGAGGGAUAACAAUGGAAGUAAAAACAAAACAAAAGAAUUGCAAGAGCUUUUAAAGGAGAAACAGCAGGAGAUCAACCAUUUGCAAAAGGAUUCUAUAAAGUUCCAGGAGCUGAUCCUGGAUUUGGAAAGAUCUGUGAAACUGUCACAGUCAAAAAGUGAAAAAUUUGAAAAGGACUUAAGUAAUACGUCAGAAAAGCUUGCGAAGUCAAAUGAAGAAAUAUAUAAUCUCAAGGGAGAGCUUUCUUCACAGAUGAACUUGUUGGAUCAGUCAAAGAAUGAAGUGGACAGGCUUACAGAUGAGAAUCUAAAUUGGAAAAAAGAACUUAAGAAGAAAGAAGACGAACUACAAAUUCAAAAGAGAGAAUAUGAGAGAGAAUUGGAAUUUAAUCUUCAACAAUUAAAAUCAGUUCACAAAAGAGAAUUUUUGAAACUAGAGGAAAGACAUGGUGCCCUUCAGAGAGAAAAGGAUAGGGCAAUUAGUGAGAUCCAUGGUUUGCAAGAGGAAGUUGGCAUUAAGGACUCUCAAAACAAGAAGCUUCAAGCAGAUUUGAAUGCUGCUUUGGCACGAUUAGCUGCUUUUACGAAGUGUAUGUCCUCUCUUCAGGAUGACCGGGACAGGGUAAUCACUGAAAUGAAAACCUGGGAAAUGCAGUUCAAAGAGGCCAUCCAAAAUAAAGAGAAACAGAUAGAAGACCGUAAUAAAAGAAUAAUGUCUUUACAAGAUGAAUUGAAAGACAAAGUGACUCAGAUUCAAGAAUUGAAUAUCAAAUAUUCUGUGGUAGAGGAAACAAAGGAUGAACUGUACUUGAGGCAAAAAUCUGUUGAUACACAACGCUAUGAAGAGCUCUGCAGAAUAAAAGAAGAAAAUACGUUUUUUUUUAACAGGCAGCAAGAAUUGGAGAGUGUUCUUCAGUCAAAAGAAGAAGCUUUGCAGGCACUUCUUAGAGAAAAUAAUUCCCUUAAUCAUCUCAUAGAGAAUAGUAAAAGUGCAGGAAGAGAGAUAAAAGCUCUGGAAAGUAGUUUUACAAGACAGGAACAAGAAUUGCAACAGCUUCUAGCUGAGAAGGAAAAGAUUAAUGCUGAAUUGCAAAAGCAGAUUACCAUUUCUGAGCAAAUGAAGAUCAUGCUAAAUAAUAAAGACAAAGAAAUUUCCUUACUCAUUUCUUCAAAAGGUGAUGAAAUUUCUGACUAUCUGAUUCAGAUACAGACUCAACAUAGGAAACAAAUCAAAGAAUAUGAACUUCAGUUAAGGUCUUUGCAGGUAGAAAGACAGCAAUCUGAGGAGUCCUGUCAGAGGAUGGAAAAUGAAUUGAGAAAUCUCAAGAUGAAGGCAGACAAAGCAGGUCAAGAUAAGGCUGCAAUUGCUAGUGAAAUAGAUGCCUUUAAAAAAUCAAUGUCAUCUCUUCAGAAUGAUCGGGAUGAUCUUUUUUCUAAAUACAAAGAGCUGGAACAUCUUCACCAAGAUGUCUUAAAUCAGCGGGACAGUCUUAUAGUUGGCAAUGCAAGUGAGAAUAAUGCUUUGAAACAAGAAUUAAGGAAACUUCUCAAUCAGAUAGAUGAUCUUCAUUCUGAAAAUGCAAUGCUAAGUGCACAGCUGAUAAAGUAUAGGGAAGAUCUUAACCAAGUUUUAUCUCUGAAAGACCAUCAGCUGAAAGACUUACUUAAGCAGAAACUGGAUUAUACUGCUGUAUCUUUGGAACAUGAAAAUAAAAAAUUGGUGUCUAAAGUAAAUGAUUUAGAAUCUUUAAUUGCAUCAUUAAACAAAGAGAAACUUGUGUCUGAAUCUGGAGAGAAACUGCUAACUAGUGAUAGUGUGCAGAAAAAAGACUCUGUAUCCAAUGGACAGUAUGGAGAAAAUCUUCAGAAGAAGAUUCAAGAACUCCAGAAAUCAAGAGGCAGAAAUACUAAGGAUGCAGAUGAGGAGUACAGUAAGACUCUUUUGACACUUGAACAUGGAGAUGAACCUGAUGCUUUUGCAGAGAAGAGGAUAUUAGAAGUUCAGUCUCAAAAUAGUGAGCUGAGGUCCCAAAAUGAGGCCUUUGGGAAAGCAAUGACCGCUCUGCAAAAUGAUAGAGAUAGGAUAAUAGAAGACUUAAAGGUACUUCAGAGCAAAUACACAUCUGAACUCAAGACUGAAAAAAAGAAAGGAGAUGAACUUGAAGCUGAAUUGGAUGGCUUUAAAGUACAUCUUAUCAGUAUACUUAAAGAAAAUUCUCUUCUGAAUCGGGUUAUAUGUGAUGCUGCAGAUAAGGUUACACUUGAUCAGAUUGCUGAUGAAAUUGAAAAUCUCUGUAGGACGUUAGUUAGUCGUGAGAUGGAGAUUAGCAGGCUCUCAUCUGAGUGUGGGAAUUAUGUUCACCAGAUUGAAGCGUUUUCCAAGGCUAUGGCCAGUCUUCAGGAUGACCGAGACAAAUUGCUGCAGGAACUCAGCAAUCAGAAGGCUAAAGAAGGAGCCAGCCUUGCAGCUGUUGAAAUAUUGAAACUGAAGACCAAGGUUGAUGAUUUGGAGAAGGCAUUGAAUCAGACAAAAGCCUUCCAAGCAGAAACUGAGAGAGAGAUUGCAUCAUACCAGAAUGAGCUUGCUGGAUUAAGAAUGGAAAACAACCUCCUCCUGUCAGAGUCCCAGGCACUGCGAAAUCAAUGUCAAAUCAUGGCUGCUGAGAAAGACCGACAGAUUGCAGAACUACAGAAGCUGCAACAGGACACGGUUGUUAAGAAAUUAGUCUCUGCUGGCAGCAAUUACCCAGUCAAGGUUUUAGAAACUGUCUCCCUUGCUGGAAGUGCAGAUGUGCCAGAGGAAGUCAAGCAUGUCUUAGCUGAGAAGAAUCAGCUUCAAAACGAACUGCAGCGCUGUCUUCAGGAGAUACACCAGAAGGAUCUGCAUUUUCAGCAGAUUAAUUCAAAGGUUGUGCAGUCAGCAGAAGAGAAUGCUAUCUUGUCUGCCCAGCUGAAGACUCUUUCACAGACUCUAAGAGAUAACCAGCUUCGUUACACCGACUUACAAAAUCGUUAUUUAAGACUGGAGAGGGAAUAUCAGACCAUGCAAGUAACAUCUUUCCAAGGCACUGUUCAGGAUGAAACUAGAGCAGAAGUUCCCCCUGGAGCACCACAGGAAAGAUCAGCAGUUAUUGUUGAAAUAGACAAUAUGGAGCUAAAUAAACUCAGACAAAGGCUUGCAGAGACCGAGCAACAAUAUGAUUCAGUGCAGCAGGCGCUCUCACAGCUGACAGAAGCACUGUCAGAAGAGAAGAGGAGGAGAGAAGCUGCAGAAGAGGCUCUUGGCCUCUCUGAGGAGCAAAGUAACAGAUUUGAAGUAAGCAGUUACAGGUCUGUACCUAGUGACUACGCUGUUCAGAUGGAAACUGAGGAGGAAAGGGAAGCCUUAAUCAUCAAUCCCAGUGAACAUGUUAUUGUGCGAAAGAUGAAAGGAGGAGCCCUUUCCUUCAGAAGAUGGCUUCGAGGGCGAAGUCUUUACUGUUCUAAGCUGCUGACCUCCAGAGCAAAAUCCCGCUAUUUAUUCCUCACGUACCUAGUUACACUACAUCUGGUUGUUUUACUGUGCCUCACUGGUGUUCUCUGAGUACACUGCAUUUUCUGGGUAAAUUAUUUCCCUUUAGGUAACGGUGUGCCAAUUCAAGAUAAUAGACUUUUCACAUGCUGCUGUUAAGCUAUGCACUGGACACAGUUGUAUAUUUUCUUGUUACACUACAUGAAUCUUACGCUUCUUAAAAGAGAUUUAUGUAUAUCACAGUUGCUCCAAAGUUGACUUGAAUUGCUCUUUAACAGUGGAAUAUUAUAUUUGCUAAGGAGAAAAUAUUCCCCUCUGUUUGCCCUAUAAAGAAACUGCUGCACACAAGUUAUUUAAUAUUGUUUGCGAGUACAUAAUGAUUGAUUACUACUGAAUGGGUUGUAAAUGAUAUCUUUUCUAUAUAAAUUUUAUUUUAAGAGUUAAACUAUAAAUUUUAAAGGAAUAUUACUGUUAUUGGCUUCUUGAUUAUAACAAGAAGUUUUAUAGAGUGCAAUAAAGGAAGAACUACUG